Messenger RNA from Sinocyclocheilus grahami, 2446 nucleotides. It is a transcript of the gene otpa, whose product is annotated as orthopedia homeobox a. NCBI's taxonomy places the organism in Eukaryota, Metazoa, Chordata, Actinopteri, Cypriniformes, Cyprinidae. Gene Ontology annotation, biological process: neuron differentiation; regulation of DNA-templated transcription. The transcript is spliced from 3 exons. Bases 830 to 1810 code for a protein of 326 amino acids. The record is from RefSeq and is a predicted model, not a curated record. Gene Ontology annotation, molecular function: DNA binding; DNA-binding transcription factor activity, RNA polymerase II-specific.
UAAUUACAUAAAAGCCUAAUGAUGUUGAAAAUUACCCUGGUUUGAGAUAUAGGGCUAAUCUAAACUUUGUUGUUGGCUGCCCCGGGGUACUAGAAACAUUAGAAGAGGUUCACUUCGUCUCCAAAAGGCGAGAGUUGUUACAUGGCACGACACGAAGGCCUUUUUUUCCACGAGGAAACGCGAAAUUAUCACUAACGAUUAAGUGACAAAAGUGGAAAAUCUCGAGGAACUUUAUAAUUAAAACGCGAAACCUUUUUUUUGGGAUCUAAGGGACGCGCAUAAAAACCAAGCAAAUGAGUCCAUAUCAUAAAGAGAGCACUGUUUGAUCGUUUAGUCUAGUAAUAAACUUCGGGAAGCCAUUACUAAACCAUAUGGCUUUGAUAAGGAUGACACGUUUAUAUAACAAUACUUUAAUUCGCUGUUUCUCCUCAAAUAAUCAGGGCCCCAUCAAUGAUUCUGUUACCAUCACGCUCAAUUAAACCAGUUCUGAGGGAGUUUCUCGAUGAGCUUUCUGAAGGAGGUCAUUUUAAAGGUUAUAAUUUGGGGAUCAAAGAACGAGGAGAAAUGAACUUGGGAGGGCAGCAAGAGAGUCUCUCGCGCAUCUGACACCUCCAGGAUUCAACGCUGAUUGGCUCUCAUUUGAAGGAGCUCAUGGGUUCAUUCAACUAUUAAGCGCCUCCCAGUUCCUCUAAAGGACAUUAUAAUGCAAGGGACCUCCUUUUUUAACCACAAACCGAAUUUGCUUUCAUUUAGGCCAUAUAUAUUUUUUAAAUAGUUUAAAGUCAUAGAGAUUUUUUUGGGAAAGCAUUUCGCCCUGGAGCGGUGCGCGAUGCUUUCGCACGCCGACCUGCUGGAUGCUCGCCUCGGUGAGUUAUCAACGCCAAACUCCGGUCUGCAACUCUACUGGAUGAAGGAUGCCGCGGCCGAGCUUCUGGGUCACAGGGAGGCAUUGAAAUGCAGGCUGGGCGGCGGCGGAACUGACCCGGGCCACCCCGGAGAACUCGCCCCGGUCUCCGAUGCAGUGGAAGGGGCCACCCUUCUCCCCGGAGAAGAUAUCAACAGUGCUGGAUCCAAUCCGCCGGGUGCAGCGGUGAACAGUAAGGAACAGGAGAAGCAACAGCAGCAGCAACAGAACCCCACCCAGUCCGGCGGCCAGCAGAGUCAGAAACAGAAACGGCACCGGACUCGCUUUACUCCGGCUCAGCUUAACGAGCUGGAACGCAGCUUCGCCAAAACUCACUAUCCGGACAUCUUCAUGCGCGAGGAGCUCGCCCUGCGGAUCGCCCUGACGGAGUCACGCGUGCAGGUUUGGUUUCAGAACCGACGCGCCAAAUGGAAGAAGCGCAAGAAGACCACCAACGUGUUUCGCGCUCCGGGCACAUUGUUGCCUACACACCACGGCCUACCGCAGUUCCCCUCCGCCAUGGGCGACAGCCUGUGCUCCUUUCACGCCAAUGACACCCGCUGGGCGGCGGCCGGGAUGCCGGGAGUCUCACAGCUGCAGUUACCGCCCGCACUAGGCCGACAACAAGCCAUGGCACAGUCUCUAUCCCAGUGCAGCCUGGGCGCCGGACCGCCACACAACUCCAUGAGCCUGUCCAACAUGUCCUCCAACGGUUCCGGCCUCCAGUCCCACCUCUACCAACCCACCUUCCCCGGUAUGGUGUCCGCGUCGCUCUCUGGCCCCACCAACGUGACCGGCUCGCCUCAGCUGUGUAGCUCCCCGGACACUGACGUCUGGAGAGGGACGAGCAUCGCGUCCCUGCGCCGCAAAGCGCUCGAGCACACAGUGUCCAUGAGUUUCACCUAAUACUUUGACGUGGUUCACCUCCUGUUUCUCGUCCACCCAUCAUUACCGGCCCAGUGACGCACACGGAAGUCAAAGGAUACGACUGUCCUCUAGUAAACAUGAACUGUGCGCACCUGAUGGAAAUAAAACCUAAAGCAUCAUAGCCUGAAGAAAAAAAAAGACAUUUAUUUAUUACGUCCUAUUUAUUUUUGAUUUAUUAGCACUUUCUUUUUGCAAAUUGAAAAUGUCAGCAAGCUGGACAGUAAACAAUCUGCACAUUUGAAAUGUAUUCGUUUGCAUUUGAGAAACAAGGCGAGAGACGGUGCACUCGUUUUUAUUAUUAUUAUCAUCAUUAUUAUUAUGGAAGAAAUCGUUCACAUUUUAGGACUGUUUUAUGAAUCGGUGGAGGAGAGAAAGGAAAAUAUCUCAAAAAGAAUUACGAUUCUUGACUGCAUGUGCCGACCAAGGUAAACAACAACACAGCAACGGGGAAAUGUCAUUUAAGCGAGAAGUAUGAAUUUGUUAUAUGCUGUUAUAUAGGAUGUUUUGUGUAGAUAAAGCAUUCUUAACUUGUUCCCAUUCGGUCAGUUUGUGAUAUGUUCUAAGUUCAUGUAUGUGCUUCUACAAUAUAAAUUUCUUAAAUGUUUGAUCUUAUUC